AUGGUCGAGUUUCUGCAGAAGCGAGCGCGCGUACUUGAGACGAUUUCUAUCAACCGACCGCAGCAUGUUAAUCCCAAGUCCGUUAAUCAUCCUUCAGCUCCGAAGAAAUCAAACCAGCCCCGAUUCAGUGCAAAUGCAGCAACUGAAAUUGUAGCAAAAUCGUUCCCGAUGUGCCCUGCUUGUGAGAGGCAGAAGCAUUCCAUUUUCGAUUGCUCCGUUUUCAACGGUCUCGACUCGAAAGGUCGUAUGAAGGUGGUUACGGACAAGAAACUUUGCAGCAACUGCUUCCGUAGUGAUCACUUUGCCCGCAACUGUCGCUCGAAGUAUUCAUGCAAGCAUUGCUCGAAGCGACAUCAUUCGAUGAUCCAUCCGGGGCCAUACGAGCUCAACUUGCCAACCACCGAUGAAAAUGCAGUAUCUGGACUUGCCAAUCCAGGUUCUUCCACUAUGCUUGCCGCCGUUUCCGCUGUUCCCGUCAACGAACCCCCGUCCUCGAUGGCAGUAGCUCAAUCAACCAGUGUUCUCCUGACCACCGUAGUCUUGCUGGUAGUAGAUGCGUACGGUCAAGAGCACAUCGCCCGUGUCUUGUUGGAUACUGGAUCCCAACCGAAUGCGAUUAGCGAGCGUCUUUGUCAGCAACUUCACCUUAACCGUAGGUCUGUUAACGUGCCGAUCGCUGGCGUAGAUGGGACCGUUACGAACGCCAAGCAUGAAGUAACUGCCGAGGUUCGAUCACGUGUGUCCGACUUUCGUGAGGUGAUUGAUUUCCUGGUAUUGCGGAAAGUGACCAGCGACACUCCAUCCGUACCGUUCAACGCAUCUGAACUGAAGCUUCCCAACGAUCUUCCACUGGCGGAUCCCGACUUUGGCACACCUCGUAGGGUGGACAUGAUCAUUGGAGCUGCUCACUUCUUUUCCUUUUUGCGGAAUGGACGGUUCCGCCUCCCAAGUCUCCUAUUCGUCGAAACCGUGUUUGGGUGGAUUGCCUCUGGAAAGAUCGAUGAGUCCAGCGGUAAUUACCAGCAGCCAAUAGCAACUUGUCAUGUGGCGACAGUUGUACCGGUUGAUGAACUGCUGCAGCGAUUUUGGCAGAUCGAGGAAGUAAACGGCUCAAAUUACUCCGUAGACGAGCAGAAUUGCGAGGAUUUCUAUCAGCAGACAGUUUCCCGAGAUCCUACCGGACGAUAUAUCGUUCGGAUGCCCAAACAUCCCCAAUGUGACCAGAUGAUUGGGGAAUCCAGAGCCAUGGCAAUGCGGCGUCUACAGUGGUUGGACAAGAGGCUGCAAAAGGAUGAUGAAAUGAAGGCUCAGUAUUACGCGUUCAUGGAAGAAUACAUCAGUCUCGGCCAUAUGGUUCUCGCUCCCCAUGACGAUAAUAAUGGAUCAACCAAUUGCUACCUCCCGCACCAUCCCGUGGUGAAACAAUCGAGCACGACGACAAAGGUUCGAGUUGUGUUCGAUGGCUCAGCGAAAACUAGCACCGGACAUUCUCUCAACGAUGCGCUGCUAGUUGGGCCAGUUGUUCAGGACGACAUUCUGGACAUUCAUCUUCGUUUUCGGAUGGUCAAGAUCGCAGUAGUGGCGGAUGCGGAGAAGAUGUACCGGCAGGUAUUGAUGCACCAUACAGAUCGGCCAUUGCAGAAGAUUCUGUGGCCACCCAGUAGCAGCGGAACCGUUCAAGCUUAUGAGCUGUGCACCGUUACGUAUGGACUCGCGCCGUCUUCGUUUCUAGCCACGAGAACUCUGUUGCAGUUAGCUGAAGAUCAUGGAAGUGAAUAUCCGAAGGCAAGUAAGGCACUGAGGAAGAAUGUCUACGUGGACGACUUCAUUACCGGUGACAACACAAUCGAUGGCGCAAUCCAAUUGCGCACGGAGUUAAUGCAGCUUCUGCAGAAGGGUGGUUUUCUUUUGCGGAAGUGGUGCUCGAAUUCGCUGCAGGUCUUGGAUGGUCUUCCUCCAGAGCUUCUCGGCACUCAAUCUUCCAUCAAAUUUGGCCCCGAAGAGACCAUCAAAACCCUCGGCAUCAGUUGGGAACCUAAAGCAGACGUUUUCAAGUUCGACACGUCAAUCAUCGUCAACAACCAAACGCCUACGAAGCGCAACAUUCUUUCGACCAUCGCUCAACUCUUCGACCCUCUCGGAAUCAUUUCUCCCGUCGUUGUUCAAGCGAAAAUCCUCAUGCAGCAUCUGUGGCUACUGGCACUGGAGUGGGAUGCCGAAGUUCCUCCAGAAAUCCGUCAGCAGUGGGUUCGAUUCGCCGAGCAGCUACCUCAGCUUGCUAACUUUCGUAUCGACAGGUACGCUCUCGUACCCAAGUAUCGACGCAUAGAGCUGCACUGCUUUGCAGAUGCUUCAAAAGCAGCAUACGGGGCUUGCAUUUACGUCCGUUCUGAAUCAUCAGAUGGCAGUGUGAAGAUAAGCUUGUUAGCAUCCAAGUCCAAGGUCGCACCACUGAAACCGCUCAGCAUUCCGAGACUGGAGCUGUGUGCGGCACUCAUCGCUUCCCGACUAUAUGACAGAAUUUCGAAGGCGUUGGACAUAAACUUCUCUGUUGUAGUUUUUUGGUCCGACUCUACAGUGGUAUUGCAAUGGAUGAAAUCUCCCCCACGAUCCUGGAAAACCUUCGUUGCAAACCGUAUUUCCGAAAUUCAAUCCACUACUCACGGCUCGGAAUGGUUACACGUAGCUGGAAAGGAUAACCCCGCAGAUCUCGUUUCCCGAGGGAUGUCAGCUGAAGAAUUGGUCGCAAACAACUUGUGGAAGUAUGGUCCAACCUGGCUGCAAGAGGAUAUAUCACGGUGGCCGGUUCAACUUACGCAGGAAGACCAGUUACCCUCCGAGGAGAUGGAAGCAAACCCGAACGUGAUACUUACAACCCAGACGCUUAAGCCAACUUCAUUGUUCGAGAGAUUUUCAUCGUACCCGCUUCUGCUUGGUGCAGUUGCAUACUGUUUCCGGUUCUACAACAACACUCGCCGUAAUAAGGAGCACCGGAAGUCCAGCAGCGUCCUGUCCGCCGCUGAAUUACAGCACUCCAAAUUAGCUCUCGUGAAGCUAGUUCAAGCUGAAACGUUCCCUGAAGAUUUGAAGCAGCUGAAGAAAAGGCAAAUGGUAUCAGGAAAGUCCUCUCUUCGUCUGCUGAACCCCUUCCUCGAUUCCGAUGGUUUGAUCCGCGUUGGUGGCCGGUUGCGCUUAUCCGAUGCACCAUAUGACGUGAAACAUCAGAUCGUUAUUCCCGGAUUUCAUCCCUUUUCACAACUUCUUCUGAAGCAUCAGCAUCGUAAACUCGUGCACGGUGGAAUUACGCUGACUCUCGCUGUCGUCCGUGACGAGUUCUGGCCACUGAAUGGCCGAAAAUCAGUACGUAGUGCCAUUCGUAAAUGCUACGAGUGCAGCAGAUCGAACCCGCAACCCAUCCAGCAACCGAUUGGCCAGUUGCCCGUUGCAAGAGUGACCGCCAAUGAAGCUUUCGUUUGCACAGGCGUUGAUUAUUGUGGUCCAAUCUUCCUCAAGCCGAUCCACCGUAGAGCCGCCUCCCGCAAAUCCUACAUCUGUGUCUUCGUGUGUUUGAGCACGAAGGCGGUUCACCUGGAACUGGUGAGCGACCUUAGCACGGCCGCUUUCCUGAUGGCCUUAGAUCGUUUCGUGUGGAGGAGAAAUAAGCCACAGCAUCUGUACUCCGACAACGGCACGAACUUCAUCGGUGCGAAGAAUGCUUUGCACGAACUCUAUGCCAUGCUUCAACCCGGACCAGACAACGACAAGAUCUCCAAGCACCUCGCUGAAGACAGCAUCCAAUGGCAUCUGAUCCCUCCUCGAGCUCCCAACUUUGGUGGCCUCUGGGAAGCCGCGGUGAAGGUAGCCAAGACCCACCUGGUGCGUCAACUCGGUUCUUCACUACUUUCUAUCGAAGAGUUCUCCACGGUACUGACUAAAAUCGAAGGGUGCAUGAAUUCCCGUCCUCUGCUCCCACUUUCGAGCGAUCCAAACGAUUUUGCUGCGCUCACCCCGGCGCAUUUCCUAGUGAAGAACAUGAUUCGUCCCAUUCCCGAAGCCGACGUCCGUGAUGUACCGUUCAACCGUCUCAAUCAGUACCAAAAGCUCCAGAAGUACGCUCAAACUUUCUGGCAUCGCUGGCGCAAUGAGUACCUGAAAGAGCUGAACCUGCAGUAUAAUGCCAACCCGAAGCGCUACCAAAUCAAUGUAGGAGACAUCGUCAUCGUGAAGGAUGAAUCCUUGCCGCCAGCCCGGUGGCCUUUGGCCCGCAUAACCGAACUGCAUACUGGACUCGAUGGCGUCACCCGAGUCGUAACCGUUCGCACCCCCACGGGAAUCUUCAAGCGAGCUGUGUGCAAGAUUUGCCCAUUAGAGUGUUCUACGGAAUAA
Ochlerotatus camptorhynchus is the source of this 4386-nucleotide messenger RNA. RefSeq lists its product as uncharacterized. The record is from RefSeq and is a predicted model, not a curated record. Gene Ontology annotation, biological process: DNA integration. The transcript has a single exon. NCBI's taxonomy places the organism in Eukaryota, Metazoa, Arthropoda, Insecta, Diptera, Culicidae. The coding region runs from base 1 to 4386 and encodes 1461 amino acids. Gene Ontology annotation, molecular function: nucleic acid binding.